AUGAACGAGAAGGCUAUCUUGCCAGGCUCCCUACCGGCUCCCCGUCCACAGUCGCCGCGUAAACACAUUAUCUUCUUUGCACUGGGUCUGGUAGGCUUUGCUGCCUUAACUCACUGUGGAUGGCAUGCAUCCAUGGUCGAAUCUACACUGCUUGGCGAAUCCGGAUGCGCCCAAGUAGACGCCCUUUCCCCUCAACGUGAUGCGAAGCUUUCGUCGACUAUCAGUGAUCUGUUGGCGACGAAAGAGUUCAAGGAUACUGCGGUUGGGUGGUUGUCUGGAGCAGUUCAGGUCCCCACUGAAGUAUACGAUGCCAUGCCGGAGGUGGGCCAAGAUCCUCGCUGGGAGGUCUUUGGUCCCUUCCAUGACUACCUCAGCAAAGCGUUCCCGCUAGUCCACAAGACGCUCUCACUCACUAAGGUCAACACAUAUGGCCUCUUAUUUGAGUGGACCGGCGCGGAUUCUUCCCUCAAACCGAUUUUACUCGCCGCUCAUCAAGAUGUUGUUCCUGUUGAGCCAACAACAUAUGCUGAUUGGACACAUCCGCCAUUCUCUGGCUACUUUGAUGGCGAAUUGAUUUGGGGACGGGGUUCUAGUGAUGAUAAAAGCGGCUUAAUUGGUAUAAUGUCAACGCUCGAAACUUUAAUUGGCCAGGGUUUCAAGCCUGCUCGCACGAUAGUUGUCGCAUUUGGUUUCGACGAAGAGGCUAGUGGAUUGCAGGGUGCUGGGGCACUUGGCGCUGCAAUGCGCCAAACUUAUGGCGAAAAUCAUCCAUUCGCUUUCAUUGUCGACGAAGGCGGGGGCUUCUCAGAUAAUUAUGGGACCGUUUUCGCGACUCCUGCUGUGGCGGAGAAGGGAUACCUAGACGUCCAUGUCGAGGUGACUUCCCCGGGAGGACAUUCAUCUGUCCCUCCGGAGCAUACGACAAUAGGAAUUCUUGCCAAGCUGCUUGUCAAGUACGAAAAAAAUCCCUAUAAACUUGAGCUGUCUCGCAAAUCAAUUCCCUAUGCGCUGGUCCAGUGCCAUGGCGAGCAUGGGGCGACAAUGCCCGAACGUCUCAAGAGGCUGAUCAAACAUUCUGCUCACUCUGAGAGUGCCUUGCGCAAGCUGGAAAAUGUCUUGUUUGAAGAGAAAACCUUCCGCGCCCUGGUCGGAACUACGCAAGCAGCUGAUAUCAUUCACGGCGGCGUGAAGAGUAAUGCACUCCCAGAGCAAGCUUAUGCUCUUGUCAAUCACCGCAUUUCGACAGAAAGCUCUGUGGAGGAAACAAUGGCGCACGACACUGCACUCCUCCAAGGGCUUGCUGAACAGUUCAACCUGUCGUAUACUGCGUUCGGAAAAGUAUUCUCUGAAGAGGGGCCUCCUGCUUUUGGGACAUUAACUUUGAAAGAUGCCUAUGGCACAUCAUUGGAACCUGCUCCAGUCAGCCCCAUUCGUGGAUCAGGCUCUGAGGCGUACCAGUUGCUUUCUGGCACCAUCAAAGCUACCUUUGCUGCUCACCGAUCACUCAAAGAUGGCAGUGGAAUUGUAGUAGCCCCUGGAAUGAGUACGGGAAACACUGACACGCGUUAUUACUGGAAGCUGUCGCGGUCAAUAUUCCGGUACAACCAUAAAGGCACUAUCGGACUGAAAAAUAGACUGUCUGGGGUUCACACAGUCAACGAAGGCAAGUCCGCGAUGAGUGCCGACUCAUUGCUGGAGGUUAUUCGGUUCUUCACGACGCUCAUCCUGAAUGCCGACGAAGCGAUGUCCAUCUGA
This is a messenger RNA of Mycena indigotica, 1755 nucleotides long. RefSeq names its product Gly-X carboxypeptidase. The record is from RefSeq and is a predicted model, not a curated record. The transcript has 13 exons. The coding region runs from base 1 to 1755 and encodes 584 amino acids. NCBI's taxonomy places the organism in Eukaryota, Fungi, Basidiomycota, Agaricomycetes, Agaricales, Mycenaceae. Gene Ontology annotation, molecular function: metallocarboxypeptidase activity. Gene Ontology annotation, cellular component: fungal-type vacuole lumen.